Molecule: messenger RNA, 3041 nt
Organism: Polypterus senegalus (gray bichir)
Lineage: Eukaryota; Metazoa; Chordata; Cladistia; Polypteriformes; Polypteridae
Gene: tlx1
Product: T cell leukemia homeobox 1
Exons: 4
Coding region: 270-1217 (315 amino acids)
Biological process (GO): animal organ development; regulation of transcription by RNA polymerase II
Cellular component (GO): nucleus
Molecular function (GO): DNA-binding transcription factor activity, RNA polymerase II-specific; RNA polymerase II cis-regulatory region sequence-specific DNA binding
Source: RefSeq, a predicted model, not a curated record
CAGUUUUCAGCCAAUGGAGUUGCAGGGCCUAAAGGUGCAGGCUUCAUCUCGGCUGGGCCUUUUGGCAGCAUGAUUGAUGUUCUGGUUUCUCUAGCAGGCAGGAUCUUCAAGCAAAAAAGCUGCCCUGACUGGUGUUCUUCGUUACACACUUCCACUAUUCUCACGUCUUUGGGAGCAACUGAAGCGAGACCGAAAAGCAUUUGUACUUUCCAUCUGAUAAGGCAGUCGGACUGGGGGACCACUGUUUUCUGCAAGGGGUUUGGCAGAUCAUGGAUCACAUAGCGACCCAUCAUAUCCACCAAACCCACGCAGAACCUAUCAGCUUUGGUAUCGAUCAAAUUUUAAACAACCCGGAUCAGGGAAGUUGCAUGAUAUCUAACUCCAGACUUCAAGAUUCCGACUACGGCUUGGGAUGCAUUGUCAGCAGUGCCUACAACACGGUGACCGGCAACUACAACACAAACAACACUGGGGGAUACAAUAACAGUGCGUGUAGCAUGGCAUCGUUAACUGGGUCUUACAAUGUCAACAUGGGCAUGAACAUGAAUGGAAAUAAUUUGAACUCGGCAGGAGUAAUCCGCGUUCCUGCUCACAGACCUUUAAGUAACGCUCACCAGUCCAUUUCAACGGGCAUGCCCACCGUACCCAGUAUGGGCACUAUGAACAGUAUGAACAAUCUUACUGGACUGACAUUUCCUUGGAUGGAAAGUAACAGAAGAUACACGAAGGACAGAUUCACAGUGGCGCUCUCACCCUUCACUGUAACACGCCGUAUAGGUCACCCGUACCAGAAUCGGACGCCUCCAAAGAAGAAAAAGCCCAGGACAUCGUUCACCAGACUGCAGAUAUGUGAACUGGAGAAAAGGUUUCAUCGACAGAAGUAUUUGGCCUCCGCAGAAAGAGCCGCCCUGGCAAAGGCGCUCAAAAUGACAGACGCUCAGGUCAAAACCUGGUUCCAAAAUAGGAGAACAAAAUGGAGGAGACAAACUGCGGAAGAAAGGGAAGCCGAGAGACAGCAGGCCAAUCGUAUCUUAAUGCAACUGCAGCAAGAAGCCUUCCAAAAAACUCUUAAUCAGCCGGUGCAGCCGGACCCCAUCUGCCUUCACAACUCCUCGCUUUACGCGCUCCAGAACCUGCAGCCCUGGACAGACAACACCGAAAGAACGAUUGACGGACUGAGCUCCAGUGACAUCACUUCUGGUUUCUGGUCUAUCUAACCCACCUCUUCCUGUUAAUGUCCUACUUAAACCACCAUUUUGGGAGAGUACGAUGACAACUGUCUGAGGAACACCUUUUUCUUUUUUUGUCUGUGAUGGAGUAAUGUUUUCACCAUAAUACUCCACAGCUUCACAAUGAACCUCUGCUGGGACCAACUCCUUCAUGUGAAUAUAAAGGCAUAGAGCAGUCUCAGCAGUAGUAUUAUUGUGCCCCUGCAUCUUGGGACUCCACUCAUAAAAUAUGAGAAAUAUAGCUUAAUGGCACAAAUUCACAAAACAUAAUUUUUAAAUAGAAUAUUAACAGAAUUUACAUAAUAACCAUAAAUAAACAAAUAAUAAAAUCAAAAAUAACAGUUGUGACAAAAGUAUACAAAAGGCAGGGAACAAAUGCUGGCUGACAAAUAAGAUAUUUUGAUCACCAGUUAAGCAACAUGGUCCAAUAUUUUUUUAAAUUUUGAGCUUUACAUUAUACAAAAAUCAGGAGAUUGAAGGUAUCUAAAGGGAACAGACAAACUUGUAGUUAAGUGAAUACUGUAUGUAAGAAAAUAAAAAAUCAGGAAUAAAAUGAAACCCAAACACCAGAAAAAUGUGCUUUCAGACCAUAGUUCCUUUUAUACAUGUAGCGUUUAAUAUUAUUACUCUGGAUUUUCUAGUUUGUAAAUGGUCUAACCUAGGUCCCCCCCAACUUGGUCUGUGCUUGGAUUAAAGCCUUUCUCAUCAAUCUCCCUUAGGCAGUAAAAUUCGGCCCCCACUUUUCCUCCACUCACUCACUCAGCACCGGCACUCCACAAGGUUGCGUGCUAAGUCCAUUUCUGUUUAUCCUCUACACCUAUGACUGCAGUCCAGCCCACCCUAAUAACAUCAUCAUCAAAUUUGCUGAUGACACCAUGAUGGUUUUACUCAUCUUAGAGGGGAAUGAGUCUGCCUAUAGAGAGGAGAGCCUGAAAUUGUCAGCUUGGAGCUCAACAAAUAACCUGACACUGAACACUAUGAAAACAAAGGAAAUCAUCUUUGACUUCAAGAAAAUCAGCGAAGACCUCAAACCCCUCUUCUUCAAUUGUGACUGUGUGGAGAGGGUCACAGUCUUCAAAUUCUUGGGUACCUUCGUCUCUGCUGACCACUCUUGAUCUGGAAAUUCCAAAGCAGCAUUAAAAAGGCACAGCAGUGACUUCACUUCUUAAGACUGCUUAGGAAAAAAUAACCUGGAUCAAAAGCUGCUUAUAAACUUUUACAGGUCCUCCAUAAAGAGCGUGUUGACUUACGAUAUCAUAGGGUGGUACAAAAAAUGCACUGUAGCUGACAGGAGGGGGCUUCAGUAUAUCAUCAAUGCAGCUCAGAAGACUAUUGACUUGUAUACUUCCUAAUGCUUCGGCAGGGCAAAAAAUAUUUAGAAGGACCCCUCACAUCUUGGUUUUCACUUCUUUGACCUGUUGCCCUCUGGUAGGCGAUACAGGUCAGUCAAAUCAAGGAGCCGUAACUACAUUGAAUCUCAGCAUGCACUGAUCAUCUCUCUCUGUGUCUCUGUCCCCCUCUCUUCCCUCCAAGCUCCCUUUUUGGAUGUGCACUGAUCCCCUAUAAAUAAUUACAGUCCAGCGCAGUAUUUGCUCUAUUUGUCCUAUGUGCGAUAUCUACGUUAUUAUUAUUCUUUGUGUAAUAUUUCAUAUCAUUGGUAAUUCAUUGUGCAAUAAUCACAGCCUAUUGCAAUAUUGUUCUAUUUGUCCUAUGUGCAAUAUCUUACAUUAUUAGUAAUCUUUGUGUAAUAUUUCACAUCAUUGGUAAUUCAAUUGUUGUACUUGCAUGAUCAGUAAUAUUCUAAUUUCAUAA